AUGUUGUUAGCAAUGCGCCGUGAAAGUGAUCAUCAUCCCCAAAAUCCUUUGCAGUCACCAUCUCCUGUGUCAUUAAACACAGGAGAUGUGACAAUAAAUCCACAUCAUCAGCAACAACUUCAACAACAACAACAACAACAGCAACAACAGCAGCAGGAGCAUCAUCAUCAGCAACAACAACUACAAUUACUGCGUAAUAUCGUAUCUGGUGUUUCGAUUCCAUCAACAACAUCUUUUCACCAUCAAGAAAGUUUAAUAAACCACCAAUUAACCAGUCAAUUAUCUCAUCAUUCCUCCGCCCAUACACAAUUUGGUGCUGGUACUAGUUUAUAUACAUUAUUUUCAACUGCUGCUUCAACAUCAACUGUACCGUCAACACAAAGUAGUUUAUCAGCUUUUACAACAACUACAACUUCAACGUUAACUCGUCCAACAGUUAGUGCGACCGCUUUAUCAUCAAUAUCAGAUGAAUAUGUCGAUAUAUUUCAAGUUCAACAACAUUUACUUGAAUCCACAAAUAUAUCAACUUCAACAUCAACAUCAGCAACAAAUACUACUUGCUCAAAUGUAGCAAGUACAUCAACAACGAGCACGACAAUAUCAAUAGGUCAAAGUACAUCAACAUCUUCAGUACUAAAAAAUAGACCGCGUGUUAAUGUUCAAAAAGCAUCUGAAUAUGCUGCACAAGUUCAAGCAGUCACCAAUGAUUCUCCAUCACGUCGAGUAUUACUUGAUUAUCCCAGCCCUUAUUUGUAUGGCAAUCAUUACCAUACUUCACCCAGUGAAGAUUUAUUAUUUUGGAUUGGUAGCAAUGGCACAGUUAUUAUCGCAACUUAA
Molecule: messenger RNA, 837 nt
Organism: Condylostylus longicornis
Lineage: Eukaryota; Metazoa; Arthropoda; Insecta; Diptera; Dolichopodidae
Product: ecdysone-induced protein 78C-like
Exons: 4
Coding region: 1-837 (278 amino acids)
Source: RefSeq, a predicted model, not a curated record